Molecule: messenger RNA, 1801 nt
Organism: Biomphalaria glabrata
Lineage: Eukaryota; Metazoa; Mollusca; Gastropoda; Planorbidae
Product: profilin-1-like
Exons: 4
Coding region: 169-576 (135 amino acids)
Cellular component (GO): cell cortex
Molecular function (GO): actin monomer binding
Source: RefSeq, a predicted model, not a curated record
UGAUUGGAUAUUAUUCUACCAUUAACUCACUUCUUGCAUUUGCUGCCUGAUAUGAGGGCAUCCAUCUUGGAAAAAAAAACAUUUUACAGCCGCCCGUCGAAGGUCUGCACGAACUGAGACCGUCAAGUUUGUUUUUCAAGCUUUCUGUGUUAUUGAGAUUAUUCCAAAAUGUCUUGGGCUGCAUAUGUCACAAAUCUUGAAGGAGGCAAAGGUAGAUGCAAAUAUGCUGGCAUUUGGGGCAAGCAAGGUGGUGUGUGGGCAGAGUCUCCAGAUAAGUCUCAGUUUCCAAUCUCUGCAGAGGAUGUCGCUGUAGCUACACGGGCCGUAGUUAACCAAGAUCAAAAUGUUAUGGGAACAGGUUUAACAAUUGCAAAGAACAAAUUUACCUGCUUGCGUAUGGAACCAGAAAUUUUGAUUUGUCAAGGCAAAGGGGACAACAAAGAUCAUAGUCUAGUUAUAGCAGUUUCAACCCAAGCUGUCAUUAUUGGAUUUAACCCAGACCCAGAUGUGAAGACAGCUCAAGUACGUGAAGGAGUAGAAGGAGUCAAAGAUUACUUAAAAUCUGUUGGCUAUUAAUCUAUGCCUUUGUUUUAAUCAUUCAUUGCUAGCUGAUGUUUUACAAAUUGAAAAAAAAAAAAAAUACAAACUCUAGUAUUGUUCAGGUCAUUUCACUUAGGGAUAAUUCAGUUGCAUUCUAUUCAUGUCUUUUAUUAUACAUUGGGGUUAACUUGGUAAUUCUUUAUCAUGUUUUUUUUUUUUUUUUUCUGUGUGUAUAGAAUGGAUUGAUAUUUUUUUUCCCAUGUAAGCAGAUGUCUGCUUGAGAAGUUUUUGGGUUUUUUUUCGUAGAAGCCAUUAGUUAAUGAUGUAUGAACAAGAUGUUAAACCUUGCAUAGCAAUUCUGUUUGUUACACACUUUCUCUCCUCACUCUUUCAUAUCUAAAUUAUUGUAUUCUUUUCUGACAUGGCUUAUUAGUAUUAUGGUGACUUCCUUAAUGUCUGGGUACGAACUUCUUAUUUGGAAAAUCUGUUUGUAAAGCUCUUUGAUUGGGGGGGGAAAUACAAGCCUUACAAAGGAAUUGGGGGCAAACGGAAUCUGUGCCCCCCCCCCCCCCCCAGCACACACCCAAUGCAAUCCAAAACAAAUUGACAAUACAAUACAACUUGUCUUUCCAAACAGAAACAGUUGCUAAGAUUUUAAUGCUAGCUUUUAAGAAUGCUUCUGUGUGUGUCAACCUAGGGUCAUGGGUAAUGAAUGUAUGCCUGAUUACAGAAUUCACUCUCACACACACACACAAACACACUUGUUAUGGUUCAUUUGUGUUUUUUUUCCUUCCACUUAGGAAAAUCUUUCCAGAAUAAGAAAUUAAUCUUUUUGUCUUUUUAUAAUUUUAUAAAAAUGUCUAUUUUUUGCUAUCCCCACCAUAAGGUCAUCACUAUUUAUUUAGUCAUUUUUCCGUUCCCAGAUUUUUUUUUUUGUCCUUGUGUCUAGAAACAAUUUAGUCUUGUGAUAAUUUAGAAGUUUUGGUUUUUGUUUAAUUUAUCCUUGGCUACCAGGAAAGAUGUUCAGUGCCUCCAUCUCUCUAUUUUGUGUUUGUUUUUUGUUUGUCUAGCCACUCCUAUGCAUGUAGUGAGGAAGUUAAUUGUGAACUUUGCUGGCUUUGUUCAAAUUGUGUCCAAUGCUUUGUUCAAUAUUUGCUCAUGUAUUUGAUAACAUUUCAAUAAUCUAUAUAAUACACUGUAAACUUGAUUAGCUUACAAUAAGUUUUUUUUUCAACACAUUAAAAAUACUUUCUAAUAGAAA